Messenger RNA from Frankliniella occidentalis (western flower thrips), 1661 nucleotides. It is a transcript of the gene Idi, whose product is annotated as isopentenyl-diphosphate Delta-isomerase 1. The transcript has 3 exons. Lineage: Eukaryota; Metazoa; Arthropoda; Insecta; Thysanoptera; Thripidae. Gene Ontology annotation, molecular function: isopentenyl-diphosphate delta-isomerase activity. Gene Ontology annotation, biological process: isoprenoid biosynthetic process; isopentenyl diphosphate biosynthetic process. Gene Ontology annotation, cellular component: cytoplasm. Bases 227 to 964 code for a protein of 245 amino acids. The record is from RefSeq and is a predicted model, not a curated record.
GUUUACGGCUUUCUAAGGGGGUAGAGCGAAAGUGGGAGAAACCGACAGUAUCAGUGGAAGAAUGUCCUUUCUUGGGUCUUCGUUGGUGAGCAUGUUAUGAAUGAAUUAGUUGCAGUUCCUUGGCGAGGGAGCACCCAAGAGGAAUCACUCUGUCAACUUUGUGUGACACGUUUAUCUUUCAACUGUCUUCGACAGACUGUCGUCUGCUUUCACCUGUAGUGGCUCAAUGCUGGCUCUAGGGAAAUCAACACUACAGCAGACAUUGUCUCGGUUGCUGUCAACAGCAGCAUCUGGCAAGUUUCAGAAAAUGAGCCCUUUGCAAGAUAAUUUGCCUGAAGAUCAAUGCAUUCUAGUUGAUGAGCAUGACACUGUUACCGGAGCAGAAUGUAAAAGUAAAGUCCAUACUGUGAAUGCAGACGGACAACUAUUAUUACAUCGGGCAUUUAGUGUUUUCUUGUUCAACUCAAAAGGCGAUUUGCUUCUUCAGAAGAGAGCAUCCUGCAAGGUUACAUACCCAGAUUACUAUACUAAUACCUGUUGUAGUCAUCCAUUGGCAACCAUUUCCAAUGAAUGCAUUGAGAAGGAUGCUCUUGGAAUACGACACGCUGCUCAGCGCCGUCUGCAAAUAGAACUUGGGAUUCCACCGGAGCAGGCCAAACCAGAAGAAUUUAAAUAUCUCACUCGAAUUCACUACAAAGACAGCGGUGAUGGCAAAUUUGGAGAGCAUGAAAUCGACUACAUUCUCUUCUUACAGAAGGAUGUUACUUACAAUUUAAACCCUGAUGAAGUAAGCGAGGUAAAAUACGUAAAACGGGAGGACUUUAAAAACUUCCUCUCUGAUGUGAAGGAACCAAUCACUCCUUGGUUCGCUCUUAUUGCCAAAAACCAACUACCAACAUGGUGGGACAAUUUGCAUCAACUUGAAAAAUUUUAUGACCAUGGAAAAAUUUACAGAUAUACUUAAGUCUAAGAUACAUUUUUCCCUUUUUGUUUAAUAUUUGUAUUUCCUGUUCCAAUUUUGAAGGAAUUUUCCUUGUCUCCACUUGGAACGUUUUCUCUGUAAAAGUUAAGAAAUUUGUCUUCCAUUGUUUUGUUAUGUUUUGUUAUGCAGUAAAAACACCAAUGGCUUAACUUUUUGAUUUUUUUUGGAGUCUUGUUUUAUUUAUAAUUGAAAUGCCUUUAUCAACUGAUUUUAAGUUUUGAUAAAAGUUAUGAAUCAUUUUCUCAUUUUUAUUAUCUUGCUGUCUCAAAGAGUGGUAAACCAUGUUACUUUAGGAACUUUUAAAAUUUGUCUUAUGUUUCAUUUGUUGAUAACUUACUGCAAAUAGAAGACUGAUGAUGUUGACUUAUUUUUAUGGUGGUAGAAGUAUUAGAUACCUUUUCUUACAUCAUUUUAACUUUGAAGAUUUUAUUAAUGUUAGAAAUGUACUUGAAGACUGUGCUUGCUGGUCAAAUACACUAGGUUUUGAAACUCUCUUUACUUUCUAUUAAAUCAGUCACAUCUGUUCAAUGUUUUGAUUUAGGAGCUGCUUACUCUGACUCUGCAAGGCAUGGUGGAAAGGGAAUUCAUCUCAUGUCUUUAUUUAGUUUUAGACGCUUUAGAAUUUUGUCACUUUUAGUAGAAAGCAAAGGAAAAUAAAAAGACAGCCCUACUGACCACA